AUGGAUUCCGAAAUGGUUGAUGUAGGGUUGGGUAGCAGCCAAGACAAGGCCAUUCCUGGCCUAUCCGCACUAGUUACUGCAACUGGGACCGCAAGCCCUCUCGCACCUCCCGAACUCAUAGGGGGGAAAUACCUAGACGUCCCCACAUCACCAGCAAGCUACAGGUUUAGUGGCGGGAGGCUGGCUGCACCCUAUGGGAAGUCUCGUGAUGAGAUCGAGGAAAAUUCAGAGGAGGCCGAGGAGGAUGCGGAAAGGGGGGGGGGGGGGCGUAGUCCAUCCGAUAGCAAUGACAAGGAUUAUGACCCGAAGAAAGAUGGGGAGGGUGCGGGGGUGGGGGAUGACGACGAGGAGGAGGAGGAGAACGGGGAGGAGGAGGAGAACGGGCAGGAGGAGGAGGAGGAGAAGGGGGAGGGAGAGGAUAGUGGUGAGGAGGCUGCAGAGGAGGAGGAGGAGGUGUCCCAGCCAGGGAAGGCCAAGGGGAAGGCCAAUGGCAGUGGGAAGGGGAAGAAGAAGGGCAAGGGUAAAGGCAUACAAGGUCAGGGGGGGGAGGAGGAUGGUGUGGCUGCGUCGGUACUAGAUGAGAAUGAUGGGCCUACAAAGGCCAAGAAAGGGGGUAAGAAGGCCCCGGGUUGGCAGGUCCAGAUGUUUGGGCCAUUGGGGGCGGAUGAGAAGCGCCACAUGGUCGACACCCGUAUCUGUUGGGGGUGUAAGAUCUGGACACCCGGGGAGUCCUUCCCGGAGGGGGGCUACGAGGGAGUUCCCGACAAGAAGGUGAAGAAUUUGCCACACGUGGCCUCGUGGCCCAAUGUGCCGGCGUUGCAGACCCCUAGCGCGAAGGGCGAGGCAGGCGGCAUUGAGCGCUUUGUUACGGCAAGGCUGAGCAAGAUGAAGCUUCGUGCGGCAAUCACGAAGCUUGUGGUGACCGGCGACUUGCCCUUUCGCAUCGUCGAGCUGGAUGCGUUCAAGGAGCUGCUGAUCUUGCUGAACGAAAAGUGUGGGGAAAAGGGCGUGAUCCCAUCACGCUGGACGGUGGCGCGCGACACCGUUGUCCUUGCUGAGUUGGUGCUCGAGGCGGCUAUUGCAGAGGAGCUGGCCUCUACAACCUGUGCCGUGUCGUACAGCACCGACAUGUGGACAGGCCCGAACAGCAAGGCCUACAUGGUGCUGACAGGUCACUUCGUGUCGGAGCAGUGGGAGUUGCGCCAGAUGAUUCUUGCUUUCGUCGAGAUGCCUCGUGGGCAUGGGGGGAAGGAUAUCGCUACGGCGGUGGAGAAGGUGGUGGAGCAGUGGAAGUUGCAGACACGUUGCCUCGGUCUCACGACCGACAAUGCAUCUGCAAACGUCGUUGCUCUUCGGCACCUCUCGGAGGAGGGUGACUUCUCGGGCUACUUCAGCGAGAAGGCUCACUACAGGUGUCUGUCGCACAUCGUGAACCUGGCAGUGCAGUCUAGGUUGGGUGUGGACUCGAUGCAGGUGCCCCUGAAGAAGGGCACCACGAAGGAGGAGAAGAAGAAGUGGCGAGAUCUGCGUGUGACUGAUGCCGAGUGGGAGGUCUUGGGGGCUUUGGAGGGGUUUCUCCGUCCCUUUGCCAGAGUCUCCACGGCCGCCGAGGGGUCGACCUACCCCACUGUGUCGAUGGUGCUGCCGUACUUCCACGCCCUCAUCGACAGCCUGGAGAAGAAGCUGCACACAGGCACGCAUCAACUAGUUCGUCCACUCAUGGCUGCCGCGCUCAAGCACCUGAAGAAGUACGAGUUUGCCGCCGGGGACGAGUACUGGAUCGCGACCUUCUUGGAUUCGUCCAUGAAGGCCGAGUACUUCAGGAUGACACACUGGGAGCUUCAGCAUCCAGGCAUAGUGGCAAGUGAGGGUGGGCGGCUUAAGCCACGUAUGAGUGCGGACAGGGUGGUGAGCUUGGUGCGACGCCGAGUGGAGGAGUACCAGGCUCGAGCAGCACGUGAUGCUCCCACCCCACCACCAGCACCACCAGCAGCAGUGGUGACAGAGUUCGAGGACGACGACAACGAGUUCGUGUUCUCUAGGGCGCAGCUGCAGAAGCGUGUUUCAGCUAGUGCAGCGGCGAGAGCGAGGGGGGGGGGGGACGUCGGUGGGGGAUGA
Closterium sp. Naga37s-1 is the source of this 2118-nucleotide messenger RNA. Lineage: Eukaryota; Viridiplantae; Streptophyta; Zygnematophyceae; Desmidiales; Closteriaceae. The record is from the annotation of a GenBank genome assembly.